Elgaria multicarinata webbii is the source of this 1979-nucleotide messenger RNA. It is a transcript of the gene ITGBL1, whose product is annotated as integrin subunit beta like 1. Gene Ontology annotation, biological process: cell adhesion mediated by integrin; cell migration; cell-matrix adhesion. Bases 107 to 1582 code for a protein of 491 amino acids. Gene Ontology annotation, molecular function: integrin binding. Lineage: Eukaryota; Metazoa; Chordata; Lepidosauria; Squamata; Anguidae. The record is from RefSeq and is a predicted model, not a curated record. Gene Ontology annotation, cellular component: integrin complex; cell surface; focal adhesion. The transcript is spliced from 12 exons.
GGAGCCGGUUUUGGCCAGCUCGGAACUCCUAUAAGCCUUCCAGGUCUGUCUAUAUUUCGGACUUUCGAGGAGAGCUCCUCAUUUACUGCUGCCCUGGGAUCUAACCAUGUAUACACAAUGGCUCCUCAGUUUGAUGCUGCUUCUGUCUUCACUGUUUGUCCUGCUGCCUGCUAUUCCACAAAGUUUCUCCUUGUCCCUGCGGAGAGGUUUGGGAAGCACCUCAUCUUGCAGACUGUCCCAAUCUGUGUCAGAGCGCAGGUGUCGAAGCCCAGGUGGGAAGCUGUGCAACGGCAGAGGUCAAUGUGACUGUGGAGUUUGCAUCUGCCAAGUGACCGAACCAGGCAAAUACUACGGGCCACUGUGUGAAUGUCAUGAGUGGGUAUGUGAAACCUAUGACAGUCAAACUUGUGCAGGCCAUGGAAAGUGUGACUGUGGAAAGUGCAAAUGUGUGGAAGGUUGGUACGGCGAUGCUUGCCAGUACCCAACGACCUGCAACCUGACACGGAAGAAAAGUAAUGAGAUGUGCAAGAAUUCUCAAGAUAUCAUCUGUUCAAAUGCAGGGAAUUGUCAUUGUGGCAGAUGUAAAUGUGACAAUUUAGAAGGCAAUGGAUUGAUCCAUGGUAAAUAUUGUGAGUGUGAUGACAGAGAAUGCAUCGAUGAAGAAACAGGAGAGAUGUGUACAGGCCAUGGCAAGUGUUACUGUGGAAACUGUUAUUGUGAGGCUGGUUGGCAUGGCGAUAAAUGUGAACUCCAGUGUGACAUCACCCCAUGGGAGAUCAAGAAGAAGUGCACCUCUCCAGAUGGCAAAAUUUGCAGCAACAGAGGCACCUGUAUAUGUGGAGAGUGCACAUGUCAUGAUGUUGACCCAACUGGUGAUUGGGGAGAUAUUCAUGGAGACACCUGUGAGUGCGAUGAACGAAAUUGCAAGGCACUCUAUGACAGAUACUCAGAUGAUUUCUGUUCAGGUCAUGGACAGUGUAACUGUGGAAGAUGUGACUGUAAAGCCGGAUGGACAGGAAAGAAGUGUGAGCAUCUACUUUCUUGUCCGAUAUCAGCAGAGGAGAGUGCUAGAAAAUGUCAAGGAAAUGCACAUUUACCUUGCUCUGGAAGAGGAAAAUGUGAAUGUGGCCAGUGCACUUGCUUCCCUCCAGGAGAGUCCAAGAUCUAUGGCAAAAUCUGCGAAUGUGAUGAUCGGCAGUGUGAAGACAUAGAUGGCACCGUCUGUAGUGGUCAUGGGAUCUGUUCCUGUGGUCGAUGCAUUUGUAAGGGUGGAUGGUUUGGGAAAUUAUGUCAACACCCAAGGAAGUGCAACAUGACGGAAGAGGAGAGCAGAAGUUUUUGUGAAUCGGCCGAUGGCAUAUUGUGCUCAGAAAAAGGUUCUUGUCACUGUGGAAAGUGCAUCUGUUCGCCCCAGGAAUGGUAUAUUACAGGGGAAUUCUGUGAAUGCGACGACAGAGACUGCGACAAACAUGAUGGCCUCAUUUGUACAGGAAAUGGUAUAUGUAGCUGCGGAAACUGUGAGUGCUGGGAUGGUUGGACUGGAAAUGCUUGUGAAAUCUGGCUUGGGACAGAAUACCCUUAACCCUGCCAUGGAACACUGAAGACUAAAGGAUUUUUGAGUUUGGAAGUGCCGAGAGUGAAGUGGCCAAACAAGCAAGAAACUGUGGGGCAAUACCGAGCAGGAAACUAUCUCAUGUCAACCCAUAUUAUCUAAAUAUAUGCCUAGCAAAAUAUAAUGAUGAAUCAUUGCCAUUACAUUAUGUAACUGAUUGUUUGCCAGCUCAAAUAACAAGCUAAUCUGUACCAUUAUAACUCAUGCUUCUAGUUGUUUUCAGAGCUUUGCCUUGGCAUAGUUUAAAGUAAGUCACAAUGUACUCCUGAGAUAUUCAAAAUUCUGCUGAAAAUAUGAUGGCCUUCACACUGGUCAAGAACUCACUAACCAUAACUCAUCAGGAAAGUAUUUUUCAUAUCUGUUUGCU